This is a messenger RNA of Chiroxiphia lanceolata (lance-tailed manakin), 1695 nucleotides long. RefSeq names its product SH3 domain containing GRB2 like 1, endophilin A2 (gene SH3GL1). Bases 1 to 963 code for a protein of 320 amino acids. Gene Ontology annotation, cellular component: cytoplasm; glutamatergic synapse; presynapse. The record is from RefSeq and is a predicted model, not a curated record. The transcript has 7 exons. Gene Ontology annotation, biological process: synaptic vesicle uncoating. Gene Ontology annotation, molecular function: protein binding. Lineage: Eukaryota; Metazoa; Chordata; Aves; Passeriformes; Pipridae.
AUGUCGGUGGCGGGGCUGAAGAAGCAGUUCUACAAGGCGAGCCAGGUGAGGCACCGGCAGCACCCCCCGCACCACCCCCGCGUCCGGGACCCGCCGCCCGGGGAUCUCGGAUUCCCCCCCCCCCGUCACCCCCUCCCGGUGUCCCGGUCCUGUUUCCCUGUUUUCCCUGUCUCCCUGUUUUCCCGGGAAGGCGACGCUCUGCUGGACGCGGGUGAGUCCAUGAAGCGCCUGGCUGAGGUGAAGGAUUCCCUGGACAUCGAAGUCAAACAGAACUUUAUUGAUCCCCUGCAGAACCUCUGUGACAAAGACCUGAAGGAGAUCCAGCACCACCUGAAGAAGCUGGAAGGGCGGCGCCUGGACUUCGACUACAAGAAGAAGCGCCAGGGGAAGAUCCCGGACGAGGAGCUCCGACAGGCCAUGGAGAAGUUCGAGGAGUCCAAGGAGGUGGCAGAGACCAGCAUGCACAACCUGCUGGAGACAGAUAUCGAGCAGGUGAGCCAGCUCUCGGCGCUGGUGGACGCCCAGCUGGACUAUCACCGCCAGGCCGUGCAGAUCCUGGACGAGCUGGCCGAGAAACUCAAGCGCAGGAUGAGGGAGGCCUCCUCCCGCCCCAAGCGGGAAUACAAGCCCAAGCCCAGGGAGAGCUACGACUUCGGAGAGAGCGACCAGUCCAACGGGGGCUUCUCCUGCAACCCCACCCCCAAAGUCUCAGCUUCCUCCUCUUUCCGGUCGGACAAACCUUCCCGGGCCUCCGUCAGGAGUAUCCCCCCCCUGGACCAGCCCUGCUGCAAAGCCCUGUACGACUUCGAGCCGGAGAACGACGGCGAGCUGGGCUUCAAGGAGGGCGACAUCAUCACCCUGACGAACCAGAUCGACGAGAACUGGUACGAGGGGAUGAUCCACGGCCACUCCGGCUUCUUCCCGCUCAACUACGUGGAAGUGCUGGUGCCGCUACCUCAGUGAGCCCCCUCCCGCCAUUCCCGCCAUUCCCGCCAUUCCCGCCAUUCCAGGGAACAACCAGAAGGGUCCCCGCGGCCCCUUCCCUUCCCCCCUCGGGAAUUUGGGGUUGGUUUUUUUUGUUUCCUGUGUUUUUCGGGGUUUUUUGGGGUUGUUUUUUUUUUUUUUGGUCCUUCUGGUGCUUGAACUUCGGUACUUUGCUCCUCCUUCCCCUCACACACACACACCCCCCCCGGCACGGGCCUCUCUCCCUUCUCCAGGUUUUUUUUUGUUUCCUCCUCUUUCCUUCGGGUCCAGCGCCUGGAUGAGCCAGGUGGGAGAGCAGGGAGGUGUCCUGGGAAUGCAGGGAUGUGUCCCGGGAAUGCACAGCCCAGUGGGAGAGCAGGGAAGCGUCCUGGGAAUGGAAGGAUGUGUCCUGGGAAUGGAAGGAUGUGUCCUGGGGAUGCAGGGAUGUGUCCUGGAAAUGCAGGGAUGUGUCCUGGGAAUGCACAACCCAGUGGGAGAGCAGGGAUGUAUCCUGGGAAUGCAGGGAUGUGUCCUGGGAGAGCAGGGAUAUGUCCUGGGAAUGCACAGCCCAGUGGGAGAGCAGGGAAGUGUCCUGGGAUGCAGGGAUGUGUCCUGGGAAUGCAGGGAUGUGUCCUGGGAAUGCACAGCCCAGUGGGAGAGCAGGGAAGUGUCCUGGGAUGCAGGGAUGUGUCCUGGGAAUGCAGGGAUGUGUUCUGGGAAUGCACAUCCCAG